This is a messenger RNA of Adineta ricciae, 1995 nucleotides long. Lineage: Eukaryota; Metazoa; Rotifera; Eurotatoria; Adinetida; Adinetidae. The record is from the annotation of a GenBank genome assembly.
AUGGGAGCUGCGCAAAAACGAUUGACGCCAACUGUAGAGCGUGUUGAAGCAUCGUUGUUAAUUUGGCUCGAUAGCUCGGUCAAUACAUUGCAAGAAAGCAUCGAUGCGCAGCAUCAGUUACGAUUCAUCACUGGUAAUUUAGAAGUAUUUGACCGAGAAGAUGCUUGUGAAAAUUAUAUUUGGUCGUUGAAAGAGAGCGAUCGAGCUAUUCUUAUUGUCAGUGGUAAAUUAGGUCGAGAAUUUGUUCCAAAAGUGGAAAAAAAUGGAAAGCUCGUAUCCAUAUAUGUCUACUGUGGUGAUAUGUCAAGGAAUCAAUGGACAAAGGAUCAUCCAAAAGUGAAAGGUUUAGCUGUCCAACUGCAAGAUUUAAUAUUGAAAAUCAAGUCUUGUCAAUCCGAAAGCCAAAAUGCCGAAACCGAUAACACGUUACUAAUCUCGACAUUCACGCAAAAUGAUGCACAAGAGAAAACAACAAGUCAAAUGAACGGCGACUUCGUUCAAUCGCAGUUGUUAAUUUACUGUUUGCUCAAGAUGAAAUCGCUCUCGAAGCCUUCCACUGAACUCAUAUCCGUGUGCGAAAAAGAGUAUAAAGACAAUUCGGAACAGUUGGCCAUUCUAAAAGAAUUCCGAAAAGAAUAUUCAAGAGAUGGAGCAAUUGAAUGGUACACUCGUGAAUCGUUCAUUUAUAAAAUGUUAAAUCAAGCGCUUCGGACACAAAAUUUUCAUUUGCUUUACUUAUUCCGUUUUCUUAUUCGUGAUUUGGAAGAAAAUUUAAGCCGUCUUCGAGGCUCGUCUGUAAUCACGGUUUAUCGCGGUCAGCUCAUGUGGGAAAAUGAACUUGACGAUUUAAAACAAUGCAAGGAUCAGUUGAUUUCUAUCAAUUCAUUUCUAUCGACAAGUUGUGAACGAAAACGAGCGAUAGCGUUUCUCGAUAGCAAAACUGGACUUGAGCGAAUUUUAUUCGAAAUAACCGCUGAUCCAAACUUGAAGGGAGCGAAACCAUUUGCUUACAUUGGCAAAGCAAGUCGUUACAAAAGAGAAGAGGAAGUUUUGUUUAUGAUUGGUUCAAUAUUUCGUAUCGAGGGUGUCAGUCAUGAUCGGAACGGAGUAUGGACGAUAAGGCUAACUUUAUGUGGAGAUCAAAAUCCUGCAAUAAAAGAGACUAUCGAUCAUUACAAAAGUCAAGAUGAUCAAGUCGAUCUAGACCUCAUUCGAUUAGGUAACGUUCUACAACGGAUGGGUAGGUAUGACGAUGCUGAAAGAUACUAUCAACGCUGUCUAUAUGAAACCGAUGAAUCUCAUAAUGAUCAUGAUAAGUCAACUUGCUAUCAUGCACUCGGCAGUUUAGAACGAUCGAAGGGUAAUUUGCAAGCCAGCCUUGACUGGUUUCACGAAUCGCUCACAAUUGAUAAGAAAAAUCUUAAACCAAAUGAUCCAAUUAUCGCUAGCACUUAUAUUGAUAUUGGAAACGUUCAUAACGAUAUGAAAGAUUUGGAACGAGCAUUAGAAUCCUACCAGAGCGCCUUGGAAAUCCUGCGGAGCAAAUAUGGAGAAAAUAAUAUUCAGGUAGCGACGUGUUAUAACAAUAUCGGUGUCGUCUAUAAAAGGCAGCAAAAUUAUUCCAGUGCAUUGAAUAUUUAUCAAAAAGCUUUGAAAAUUCGUCAAAACUGUCUUCCGAGCAAUCAUUGUGACAUUGGAGCCUCAUAUGAUAAUAUCGGAAUCAUCUACCGAUGUUGUGGUGAUUAUGAUCGAGCUUUGCAACAUUAUAAAAAGGCAUUAGAAAUAUAUCAAGCAGUACAUUCUGCACAACAUCCAGACAUAGCUAUGACGCUUCAUAAUAUAGGUAUUGUUUAUGAAGAUCAACGAGAUUGGAAAAAUGCGCUGUCGUAUUAUAACAAAGCCAAGGCCAUCUAUUCGAAAGUAUUUUCAUCAACGCAUCAAGCCGUUGUGGACAAUGAACAAAGUAUUCAACGAGUUUCUUACAAAUUACAUUAG